This is a messenger RNA of Betta splendens (Siamese fighting fish), 1691 nucleotides long. RefSeq names its product general transcription factor IIH, polypeptide 4 (gene gtf2h4). Gene Ontology annotation, molecular function: double-stranded DNA binding; ATPase activator activity. The coding region runs from base 164 to 1570 and encodes 468 amino acids. The transcript has 14 exons. Lineage: Eukaryota; Metazoa; Chordata; Actinopteri; Anabantiformes; Osphronemidae. Gene Ontology annotation, cellular component: transcription factor TFIIH holo complex; transcription factor TFIIH core complex. Gene Ontology annotation, biological process: nucleotide-excision repair. The record is from RefSeq and is a predicted model, not a curated record.
CAUUAACCGGAAGAUGAAGCAGAAGAAAACGAGGACAAAGAAUACGGUCACAUGACAUAGCAACAUGGCGCCGUAACUGACGGCCGAAAACAAUGCUGUUAUUUUGCACAUACAAGAGGCGUAAAGUCAGUACUUACUCCAUAUCUCAUCUUUAUUCACGAAAAUGAAACUGCGUGUUCAACUACAGUGUAAAAAUUUGCACGAAUAUUUGCGAGAGCUCAGUCCUGAUGUUCUGGACCGACUGUAUAACCAUCCAGCCACCUGCCUGGCUGUCUACAGGGAACUUCCCCCUCUGGCCAAAAAUUAUGUAAUGCGAAUGGUGUUCUUGGGUCGGCCUCUUCCUCAGGCAGCUGUGGCACUGUGGGUGAAGAAAGACAGUAAGAAGGACCACGACAAAUGUGUCUCAGCGUUGUCAGGACUUCGCCUUUGGCACAGUCAGCAGUUACCAGGUGGACUGCAGGGAUACAUUUUAAAUCCAGUGUUCAAGGACAACCUGAAGAUAGGUCUGCUCGGCGGGGGUAGAGCAUGGGUGGAUGAAGGUAGCACGCUGGGGCCUGAUCGACAUGCCCGGGACAUUGAGAGCCUGGACCGCUAUGCUAUGGAGCGCUGGGAGGUCAUUUUGCAUUUCAUGGUUGGUUCUCCCAAUGCUGCUGUCAGCCAGGACUUGGCUCAGCUGCUGGUCCAGGCAGGCCUCAUGAAAAGUGAGGCAGGAGAGGCACCCUAUAUCACCUCGGCUGGUUUCCAGUUCCUUCUAUUGGACACGGCCUCUCAGCUGUGGUACUUCACAUUACAGUACCUCAAAACAGCUCAGUCCAGAGGGAUGGACCUGGUGGAGAUCUUGUCAUUCUUAUUCCAGCUCAGUUUCUCUACUCUGGGCAGGGAUUACUCUGUGGAAGGCAUGAGCGAAUUGUUACUUACCUUCUUGCAGCACCUGCGGGAAUUUGGAUUGGUCUUUCAAAGGAAGAGGAAGUCAAGGAGGUACUACCCCACCAGAUUGGCCAUCACUCUGGCUGCAGGGGUUACUACUACUACUACUACUACUACUACCUUCUCAUCCUCUUCUUGCAUGACAUCUACCCUCAGUACUGGAGAAACAGGCUUCAUUGUUGUAGAAACCAAUUAUCGUAUCUAUGCCUACACAAACUCUGAACUGCAGAUUGCUUUGGUGGCUCUCUUCAGCGAAAUGCUGUAUCGCUUCCCCAAUGUAGUGGUGGCUCAGAUUACAAGAGAGUCAGUGCAACAGGCCAUUGCCAAUGGCAUCACCGCACAACAGAUUAUACACUUUUUAAGGACCAGAGCUCAUCCUGUCCUGCUCAAACAGACCCCUGUGCUGCCUCCAACCAUAACAGAUCAGAUCAGACUAUGGGAGCUGGAGAGAGAUCGACUUAAGUUUACAGAGGGAGUACUGUAUAACCAGUUCCUUUCCCAGGCAGACUUUGAGGUGCUUCGAGACCAAGCUCAGAGUCUGAGCUGCCUGGUGUGGCAGGAUGUAACUCACAGGGUGAUGGUGGUUACACCGCAGGGACACAGCGAAGUCAAGAGGUUCUGGAAACGACAGAAGUCUCACUAAAUGGAAGUAAAAAGAAGCAAAGAUAUCGCACAUCAUGACAGUGCAUCAUGUUAUCUCAAGGGUUAAUCACUGUAAAAUGGUUAUUUUGUUUUCUUAAGAAUAAAUUAUUAGUAAAUAUAAA